GUAGCGCAGUAUACCUAGAAUGCAGAACGUAUUAUAACCAUAAUCGGAGCCGCAUGGCAGCCCGCUAAUUAGAAUAUAGAAGCCCUUUUCAUUUAAUCGUACCUAGCUGCGAUCGCUUAUGCGCCAACUGUAUUCAAAGUUUUGCCACCGAAAGCUUUUACCUAUAGUUCUUACAGUGGGGUUAUUCAACUCACAACUGCCGGUCAGAGAAAAGGAGACUUUGUGACAGAUGACCAACAUGAUGACCACACUUCGGAUUUGCCAGGCCGUGUCUCUGAAUCCUAGAGCCAAUGGGCCGGAACCAGUACUGCCAUCGUCCUCCAGGAUUUGCCUGAUGGGCUGCCAGGAUGUGAAGCCCAAUGAGUUGCGUCGUUUCCCAGUCCACGACACCGAUCGCUGCAAUCAUUGGCUGCGUCACUUUGGAGUCAGUGAUAAACUGGUGGAUCAACUCGGCGGCCUCCAAAAGCUGCGCAUCUGCUCGAGACACUUCAGCCAACGCCAGGAGAUGGCCAAAACCCGCAUAAAGAUGACGCCGCUGCGCAAGUCGUCGUCCUCCAAGGGCAUAGUGCUACCCAUUAAUGGUGCAGGAGGGUCGACCAUUACAGGAGUAGGAGGAGGAGUCGCCGGAGGAGGAGGUGCAGGAACUGGGAGCGGUGCAGUCAAGUCGGCGGUGGCCGGCAGCACCACCAUUGAACUUGUUGAGAGCCCCAAUAGACACCAGGCCAAGAAGCCCGUCACCAACGUCAUGCCCAUGCCACAGCGUUCCCACUCCAUUAGCUCCUCGGCCUCCAGCGACGUACAGUCCAUAAACUCCGACUACGAAGCCUCGCUGCCACUGUCAGCCCUGGAGGAUUCGCAGAAUGGACUCAACCGCUUGGAGAACGGUCAGGCCAAGAAGAGGAAACUGUACGUGAUCACCGAGAAGUCGGAUGAGACCAAGGGUCAGGCUCUGGAGACAAAUGGACAGGCCAAGAAGCGUAAGAUGUUUGUGGUCGUGGAGCAGGAUAAGGAUGUGGCGGGCAAGAAACUGAUGAUUGUGGCCGACAAGCCGCAGGCCAAUCUUACCCAGCAUUUGGAGAAACUACUGCCCGAGUUAUUGAAUCGCAUACAGGACAAGGAACAGAAGCAGAUCAAACCAACACCAGUGGUGGCUAAAGCCAAGCCGGUGGUUAACAAUACCAGGCCACAUAUCACAUUGCCGCCCAAAAAGAAUCCAACUAACUUUGUAAAGAUCCCGUCCACGCCAAGUUCAGUGCCUUCAUCCAUCCAGAUGCCACUUCCCAUUCAGAAUGCCAAGCUCCUGAAGUCCGAGCAUUCGGAGGUGACACUGAAUUCAGAGGAGAUCGAAACGAACAUAAAUCUAUCGCCCGACUUCCGCUUCCUAAUGAAAAUCCUACCCAAGUUGGAACAACUGCCGGAGCCCCACAAGCAGAACGUGAAGCGUUCCAUCCAGAUCUUCGUGGAGAAAAGCUACAGUAUUUACGGCAACAAGGAUUAGUUGUCAGUAUUUUGGGCACACCAUUUACCAUUCAAUUCCCAUUUCGUGUGAAGCAGUUCCCAUUAUUUUUCGAAAGAAUCGUACAUAUACAUAUUUACAUCAAAGGCAUUUCAUAACUUUGUCUAAGACUGAAGCAGAACCAAUUUAAUUUGUAAGCCUAUUGUAAGAGCUGAAGCAGCUCCCCCUUUAGACACGUAAGCUUACUGAAAUUUGAUAUUACCCACCUGGAGUUGGGUAAGUUUUGUAAAAGUCGAGCCAUAAAACGAAUUAAGAUUGAAUUCCUUUCUAUAUUGAAUAUAUGAAAGCUUGAUUUAAGCCAGACACUAAAA
This is a messenger RNA of Drosophila teissieri, 1827 nucleotides long. RefSeq lists its product as uncharacterized. The record is from RefSeq and is a predicted model, not a curated record. The transcript is spliced from 4 exons. The coding region runs from base 230 to 1498 and encodes 422 amino acids. NCBI's taxonomy places the organism in Eukaryota, Metazoa, Arthropoda, Insecta, Diptera, Drosophilidae.